ACGUCAUUCCGUUUCCGGCGUCUCGCGCAGUUCCGCCAUGGCCUCCGAGGAAGCGAGCGCUAGUCCUCGUAGGUCUCGGCGGGAGUCGGAGGGGCGCGCCCGGGGACAGGACAAGUAUUCAGUGCUUUUGCCCACCUACAACGAGCGCGAGAACCUACCGCUCAUCGUAUGGCUGCUGGUGAAAAGCUUCUCCGAGAGUGGAAUCAAUUAUGAAAUUAUAAUCAUAGAUGAUGGAAGCCCAGAUGGAACAAGGGACAUUGCUGAACAGUUGGAGAAGAUCUAUGGGUCAGACAAGAUUCUUCUAAGACCACGGGAGAAAAAGUUGGGCCUGGGAACUGCAUAUAUUCAUGGAAUGAAACAUGCCACAGGAAACUACAUCAUUAUUAUGGAUGCUGAUCUCUCACACCAUCCAAAAUUUAUUCCUGAAUUCAUUAGGAAGCAGAAGGAGGGUAAUUUUGACAUUGUCUCUGGAACUCGCUACAAAGGAAAUGGAGGUGUAUACGGCUGGGAUUUGAAAAGAAAAAUAAUCAGCCGCGGGGCCAAUUUUAUAACUCAGAUUUUGCUCAGACCAGGAGCAUCGGAUUUAACAGGAAGUUUCAGGUUAUACCGAAAAGAAGUUCUACAGAAAUUAAUAGAAAAAUGUGUUUCUAAAGGCUAUGUGUUCCAGAUGGAGAUGAUUGUUCGGGCAAGACAGUUGAAUUAUACUAUCGGCGAGGUUCCAAUAUCAUUUGUGGAUCGUGUUUACGGUGAAUCCAAGUUGGGAGGAAAUGAAAUAGUCUCUUUCUUGAAAGGAUUAUUGACCCUCUUUGCUACUACAUAAAAGAAAGUUACUCAUUAUACUUAUGUUGAUUUCAUUUAAACAUAAAAGAAGCCUGGUUGCUGAUUUUUAUAAAAUGUACUCUUAGAGCAUAAAUCAUAAGGUAAGGUAAAUUUCAUACAAAUCUUUUUUCUGAAGAAACUCCAUUUUGUAUGUCAAAUGCAAUUAGAAAAAUGAGCAGUGUUCUCAGUUUUCAUUUUGAUUUUGCUAUAUUAAGACUUGUAAAUAAAUGUACAUGGUUAUUUCUUUUUUCAGAAAAUAUUUCUGCUUUCAUUAGAGUAUGUGCAGAAUUUUGUACAUGGGGAAGAUUUUGAAGUAUAUAAAGAACUGGACUCAUAGCUCUUUGUAAUAGGUGUCAGAAGCAAGAAAAAUGUUAAUUAUAUUCAUGGAAUAUAUAUGGCUAUUUCUGUAUUAAUGAAUAAGUAGACACCUCUGCCCCUUCUUCAAAAACGUAUCUCAGAUUUCUUAAACUGGAUAAAAUAUGUUUAGGUCAUGAAUUUAGAGUUGGGCUGUUUGUAGCUCUUGAAGUGAUGAAGCAUUUCAUCUGUCACAGCAAGUCUAUUUAACAUACUGUGAAUUGGAAACUUGACAUCUCUUGAUUGCAUAGCUACUAUUUUUUCUAUCCUGAGCAACAACUUCUCUCAGUAAGAAAAAAAUACUGAUGACAUUAAGGCAUCCGUAUUUUGAUGACUUCGAGACUUAUUUGCUAUAGUAAUUUUUAAACCUCUUGCUAAGCUGUAAGUGUUCCGCUGGUUAAAAUGCUCCUUAAGUUUAAGCUGUUGAUGAAAGCCAGCACAAAUGUUCUGUUUACCUACCUUCUCUAACCUGUGUUUAAAAAAAAAAAAAAAGAUAAAUUUCUGACUGUAGCAUAGCUUAUGGAACUCAUAGUACCUUUUAAAUUUGGGGGAAGGCAUACUUUGAGCAAAUAAGCUUAAGAUCAAGUUGAUUGUCCUUUGCAAGUAAAAGGAAGAGACCCCUCUAAGUUAUUUAAUAAGCAUAUUUAUUGAACAGUAUUCUUAAUUACAUUUUCCUGGCUUAAUUUGGAUGCUAAAGAAAUUUAAAAUAGGGUUUUUCCCUUGCAUUUCUAACAGAUCCUACCAUAAAUUGAUACCAGACUAUAAAACCUUUGGUGUCAUUUUGAACAUUACCUACUCCCAUAGUUGAAUCCAUAGGACACAUUCCAAUAAGGACCUCUACUAUUCUGUUUUCCUUUUACAGAGCUGUGUAGUCAGCCAGCACACCAGGGACCCACCUUCCUGGGGGAAAUGACUUCUUUCAUCAUUAAUAGUAACUAGAAAAUUCAUCACUGUUUGAUGUAGAAUUACCUAACAUAAUAGAAAUAUAAUACCCUUUUUUGGUUGUUGAGUGUUUAGAUUCUCUUCUUCUUCAUCUAAACCCAAAGUUUUUAUUGUCGAGUACAUGGAGCAGAGAUUAAGUAAGUACCUCAGAGAACUCUCUAGAAGUAUUGCCUUCUCAAACCCCAGGAGAGUAGAUAGCUAUCUUUUGUCUUUUAAUCUUUUUGAUUCUUAAUUCCAGUCACAACACUGUCACUACUGGAAUUGAUAGUAGAGAAAGCAUUUGAACAGUGAGACUUUCAUCAUGUAGCAGUUAUUUAGAAAAGGAUCUGAACUAUUUAGAUGGUAUUUUUUUCGUAAAUCUGAUGAUUUAAGCACUAAAAAUCUUAAAACAUUUAUAUGUGAACCUAGCAUCUCUAAUUUUUAAAUUAGGUCAAGGAUGAAAUCCAGAUGUUUUCCCUUUGUAUUUAUUUGUAUUACCACUCUAUGAAAUCUAAGUAUAUCGAAGGACAACUGAACUUGUGAUAAAUUUUGCUUAUUUCAUA
Messenger RNA from Mustela lutreola (European mink), 2657 nucleotides. It is a transcript of the gene DPM1, whose product is annotated as dolichyl-phosphate mannosyltransferase subunit 1, catalytic. Gene Ontology annotation, cellular component: endoplasmic reticulum membrane. The coding region runs from base 38 to 820 and encodes 260 amino acids. The record is from RefSeq and is a predicted model, not a curated record. Gene Ontology annotation, biological process: protein O-linked glycosylation via mannose; GPI anchor biosynthetic process. NCBI's taxonomy places the organism in Eukaryota, Metazoa, Chordata, Mammalia, Carnivora, Mustelidae. The transcript is spliced from 9 exons. Gene Ontology annotation, molecular function: dolichyl-phosphate beta-D-mannosyltransferase activity.